AUGGCGGAGAAGCACGGCGCCGGGCUCAAAGAGCUCAGCGAGCUGGACCUCGGGGCCGAAAUUGUGCUCGUGGAUUGGGAAGAAGAUGACCCCGAGGUUGCGAUCAUGACACGACCAGCUAACCUAGCAGAACCCCCUGUAUUGGCCGCUAGCCAAGAAAUACCUCAACACGGCGAUCCCGCUGUACAUCUGCGGCCUGACGAGCAUGAACGGCGCGUCGCCGGGCAUAAUGGCGCACUGGGGCACGACCUGGUUCCACACCUCGCGUCUCGGGUUCGCGACGAGCGGCACAGCGUACCUUGUCUCCUUCGCUGUUGCGUCGCUCGUGACAGCCCCGCUGUCCGAGCUCUUUGGGAGGAAGAGGAUCUAUCAGGUCGCGACGCUGCUGAGCGCGCUCCUCUUCCUGCCCCAGGUGUUCACGCAUAG
Molecule: messenger RNA, 426 nt
Organism: Trichosporon asahii var. asahii CBS 2479
Lineage: Eukaryota; Fungi; Basidiomycota; Tremellomycetes; Trichosporonales; Trichosporonaceae
Exons: 2
Coding region: 1-426 (141 amino acids)
Source: RefSeq, a predicted model, not a curated record